GGUAGUCGGGAGUGCAUAGAAAAAAAAUCAAAAAAGUACAUAAUUACAAUGAAAAUAAUCGUGAAAAUAUGUAAAUUAAACAGAAAAGUGUGAAAACUAUCGGAAAAGCAUAAGAAAUUCGCGAAAAAUCUACGGAAAUUGAGCAAAAUCAACGAAAAUAAAAUUUUUAAGUAGAAAAUUUUUUAUGUGUACAUCAUAUACUCCAUACUACUAUAUACAACUAUAUAUCUAUAUAAAGCACACACAUAUACACAAAAAACGCUAUAUACACACACACACGAGAAAUAGUAGAAUCGCUUGAUUGUGUGCGUUUUUUGGAUACAGUACAGAUACAGUGAGCGAGCGACGACAACGGGCAUUCAUCAAACAUUCUCGGCACGAGAGAAUAAGAAGAAAAAGAAAAGCUAACGUGUGUGUGCGAAAAAUAUACAAUAAUAACAUUAUAAAGUGAAUCAAGUUUACGAGCAGUAGCUGUGUACGCGCGACGACCAACACUUACACAGCAUAAGUGCAUCCAUCUCUCCGUCUCGCACACACAACCAAGUCGUCGUCGUCGUCGUCGUCGUCAGUCGGGAACCUGUGUGUGCACUUUUAACAAUAUAAUAAUAAUAAUCGACUAAUCGACACACACAGAGACAUACAGAGCGCGAGUGUAACUGAGAGUAGACCCCGUCGUCGACGUCGAGUUAAUAUACACACAACAACACAAAAUCAAUGUGUGAGCGUCUUUUUCGAUUAUUUAAAAGCACUGUGGGACGUGAAGGUGAAAUCUUCGUGUAAUGUAAAAAUAAUAUUAAAAAAUACAAGUACAAGCCGUGUAACACCGAGAGUGAAGCAAAAAAAUCCGCAGAAAAUCACAAAAACGGCAAAUCGCGGAAAAAGUGUCCGAAAAAAUUGAGAAAAAUAAAAAUAAAUGUAACAAAAAAAAAUAAUAGUGAAAAAAAGCAACAAUUCGUGUCGUCGUCGUACAAUACAAGUCCUACGUACAUACAUACAUAUACAGUAUAGCAUACCCAACAUACAUACGCAAGAUAAGCUCAUACAGAAGAAAAAAAGUUAUAAAAGUUAUUGAAAUAUUUUAUCAUCUAAUGAAAAUUAAGUAAAUCAGUGAAAAGGAAGUUGUUUCUAACUAAAUUUGUGUCUUGAAAAGUGAAAAUGAUAAAAAGAUUAAUACAAAAGCAGCAACUAUGACGCAUCAAAGCCAAACUAACGGCGCAAGUUUGGAGGAUUGCCACACAAACUUUUUUGCCUUGACCGAUUUGUGCGGCAUAAAAUGGCGUAAAUUGGUACAAGUUGAGAGACUAAAUGCGUCUAGCGAUCCGCUCGACGAUCCGGUGUUACGUUCUUAUUCAAAAUGCCUUGCUGUAGAUAUACUGUGUGUGUGGCGUCGUGUUGCGGCGCCCAAACCGGAUCCCGAUCCGGCAAAUUUUCUCGAAUUGUCGCUGCAACAGCCGACAAGUGUCACGCAUCCGCCGCUCUCCCUGACCGCCGCCAAGGAGCUCUGGAUCUUUUGGUACGGCGAAGAGCCCGAUUUGACGGAUUUAGUUGCGCCUGAACUUCUCAAGUCAUCCGAUGGUUGCAGCCACGGAUCAUGGGAAAGCGGUCUGUCGUACGAAUGCAGAUCUUUACUAUUUAAAGCGUUACACAACCUGAUUGAAAGGUGUUUAUUAUCUCGCGAUGUUGUACGUUUGGGCAGAUGGUUCGUGCAACCCGCGUCUUCUGGCGAAAGAACAUUGGGACGAAGUUCCAUGCACCUUUCCUACUCCUUUGCAUUUUUCGUGCAUGGCGACAGCACGGUUUGUGCUUCCAUGGACAUACGCGAACAUCCGCCGGUGCGACCAAUUACCAUGGAGCAUCUCACGGAAGCGCAAGCUGCGUCGCAACAAAAUGCGGAUGUCAAGCCGCGACAAGUGAUUUUGGCGCCAUAUGGCUUGGCAGCAACCCUAACCGGACAGAGUUUCCGGAAUAUUGAUCCGCAAACGGAGAAAGUAUUGAACGAUUGGAGUGCAUUUUAUCCGCUGCACAACAAGGAUAGCGGCAGUAACAUGCCACCGAUUGUCGAAGUUAUGUCAGGCGGCAUAAAAAUGCGUUAUCCAACAAAAUAUGUAUUAGUAACUGAUCUGGACGAUUUUAAAUCAAACAUUAGUAGUAAUAACUUAACCAACGGUAUUCAUCAUAAUGGAAGUAGUAGCAACAGCAGCAAACUAAGUUGUAAAGAAAAUACUCUAAAUCAUCAACAAAAUAAUAAUAAUCUUAGCAGUAGUAAUUGUACAAACACUAAUCUUAAGCAAAACAAGUCAACAUGUCCAGUAUCCGCAUCACCGACGGCGGCAACGUCAUGCGUCGUCACGAGCAAAUCGCUCAUCUCCGAUAAUCCCACAAACGACUUGGGCAAUCCGCUCAGCAUGCAUAUUCCACUGAAAAAUGUCACAGUAUUACCGGAACGCGUAUGGCAGGAUUGCAUUACGAGCGAAGCCACCGUCAAGCUGCAGCAACUCCAACUGCAGCAGCAACAAUCGCACGAAGGCAACAACGAAAACGCUUCCGGCGCCGCCAACAAACUCAUCUGGGAAAUUACAAAUCCGCUGCAGAAAAUGACGUGUCACUGUCUAAAGUGCUAUUCAAAUAAAAAAUCAAAUGGAUCAAGAUCAAGAAACGGUUGUAAUAAUAGACAAUCAAGUUGUGGUAGCCAAACGGCAACAACACCGAACAAUACCAAUUCCAUGAGUCAAAGGUCAUUGGGAAAUCUGAGUGACUCGAGUAUACCAAACGACGGACCUCCGUCAUAUUCACGAACACCGCAUUCCGUGGCAGAUUCCUUACCAAUUCCAUCUGUUGGCUCGCCAGCAAGUGCUGCGCCGUCUCCCAUGCUCGAUUCCGCACUUUCGCAGGCUUCUGUUCCGCCAGCUGAUCAACUCCUUCCCGGCAUGUCGCCGCAUCCACAAAGCAUCCAUACCCCGAUGAGCGUUCAACCAACAACGCCUUCGCUCCAAGAACAACUCGACAAGAAUACUCCGGCAGCGACACCAACGGAUCAGCUAACGCCAAAAUGCGUGCCGCCCGAAUCGCCUUACACGCAAACCAAUUUAUCGAGUAUUGAGCCUCCGCAACAGCUGCUCUCGACAUCUUCAGCAACUCCGAAUCCCAGUACGGGGUCGAAUAACGGCGGAAAUCCCGCUGGAAUGACUCCAACUUCGACGAGUGGCGCAAGCGGCGUCGAAACUCCCGGAAAAUUGCUCGAAAAUGUCAAAAUGGAAGCUGGAUCGGGUCCAUAUAGUCAACGUCCCGACUCGCCGAAACCUUGUAUCUCGAUGUCGUUACUCAAACGACCCGUUUUAUCGUCACGCGACUACGAAACCUUGUCCGAUGACUACACGAAACCGCGUCAAUUGCUUUACGAUUACUCGUCGUGGGAGGCGUGGAUGAACCAUCCCGUGAAACGUUUCAAGCCGAACGACGAUAAAGCUGCUGCGGAUGCCAAACGCUCGCAAUCCAUGAAUUUGUACGCCGACGAGAUCAGAAAUGUCGAACAAUUGCCGGAACAAGUGCUUGCCUUACCGAACAACAUCAUGGCAGAGGCCCCAAUUAAGACGGAAACGGGAAAAAGUGACACCGAAAAUGGCGUCACGAUCAAAACGGAACCCGCAGACGAUCAUUCAGCGGGAAAUUUGUUCACAAUUGAGGGUUUGCAGCCUUCGUACAAGGAUUUGGAUCAAAUUUUUGACAAUUCUGAUGAUGCAAGUAACGAAGAUGUGUUGCAAAUGCACACACCUCCAGCUUCGAAUAAAUCUCCCGGAACGUUCGACGAUAACAAACGAACGCUGUGCGGAAGUCAUAAUACAGGAAUUUUGGGCACGGCGGAGCUGUCGAAAAUGUUUCCGACGCCUCCGAGUUUGGAACAUCAUCCAAAUUGUAGCCCCUAUGGAAGCGGAAUUUCUGAUUUAAUCUUGAGCGAGUACAAUGAAGGACCGAAAAUCAAACAAGAAAUUUAUCCGAAUUUGGGAAGUCCGACACCGGAAACUAUUGAGGAUUGGUCCUACGUUUAUCAACCACCGAUGAUUUGCAAGUUUGUCGGCUCGAGCAAAUACGCUCCGUUGCCGAAUCUUCCGAGUCAAACGAUGAUUCCCUCUGGUUUCAUUUACAAGCCUUCUUGGCAACAACAACAACAACCCAAACAAGCGCCCGCCUCAAAGGCAAUCGACAACAAAUCCGCCGGAACAUCAUCUUCAACCGCAACUGACUCUUCCAACGCCCUCGUGCCCGCUUCCAUGUCAUCGUCAAACCCCAAAAGUGUUCCUCCGCCACGUCAACACACGCCAAAUCCAUCACAAGCCAUGUCGCAAGGUCCUUUGUCGCGUCCGCCAUCCUUACCAAACACCAUGGGCGGCGCUCAAGGAGGCUUCAAUCCCGCCGUGAUGGGAAUGCGUCCUCGCAUGUCACCAAUUUCGCCCGCGAUGAUGCAACAAAGCGGCAAUUUUGGCGGAAAUACGCCCGGAAGUGUCAAUAGCCCCAUGACUUUUGCAAAUCGAACGCCUAUUCCGCCGCCGCCGCCAUACGAUCAAGCUGUAGCGAGUCCGGCAACAAGUACUUCGUCGUAUUUGAAUCAUAAUCGGUUCUCAAAUGACCCGGGAACGCCAUCGGUAACAAGAUCCCCGGAGGCAAAUGCACUUUUGGUGAACAUUUUGUUGUAUGACACCGCCUUAAAUAUCUUCCGGGAUCACAAUUUCAACAGUUGCACGUUGUGCGUUUGUAAUGCCGACGGCAAAAAGAGCGUCGGAAAUAUUCGAGGAUCGGAUUCGGGGAUUUAUUUGCCGUUACCGAACACUUCCUUCAGCAGCGCACUGCAAAAUGGCAAUUUUUUGAUGGAUUCUCCGGCAAAUGGGCAAUCAAGUCACAGCGGAGGGUACGUGGAUGACGAUCCAAUUGACUGCAAAUGUGGCUUCAGUGCUGUCGUAAAUCGUCGUUUGGGACAUCGUUCGGGUCUUUUCUACGAAGACGAGAUGGAAAUUACAGGAUUAGCGGAAGAUCCCGCCGGUUACAAGAAAACUUCGUUACUUCAGUUGCUGAUGGGACGUGCAAGAAACGACGGAAAUUCAUCUCUAAGUGACUUGGAGACAAUUCCUUUGAUGAUCAUGGACUUGUUACGCGACCAAUGUUGCGUCAUCCAAAAUUGCAGCUCUUCCGUGAUGCGUGCAAUUCGGAAUUUCAAGUCGAUUGAAACUGCCGUUGCCAAAGCAAAUGCCAUUUAUAACGUACUCGAGUUCACGGAUGCCCAGGAAAUCAUCACACUUGCCCUCGAACAAAGUCGUUGCAGUUUCGAGGCAACCCAGAACCCAGUUUUGUGCAAAAUGGAUCUCGAACCGUACGGAAGUUCGCGUCGUUUCAAGACCAACAUCGUCAAUGUGCAUAAAUGGCCCUUUUAUCGUGCCGGUGGUCCGCAUACGAAUCUCGAUAUCGUUCGAAUUAUGAAAUCGAUGCAACCCUUGCUGCAAGAUGCCUUUCACAAAAAAUGCACAACUCGGCUGUGGGAUGCUCCGUAUACCGUUCAAGGUCCUCUCACAUGGCGACAAUUUCAUCGAUUGGCAGGCAGAGGAACGGGGCAAUGUGAGCCGCAACCAAUUCCGUCAGUUGUCGUGGGACACGAAAAAGAUUGGUUGUCAGUGGCGCCGUAUGCCAUUCAGCAUUGGGAUAAAUUGUUGCUCGAACCGUAUUCGUAUCCGAGAGAUAUUGCGUAUGUCGUGCUGUGUCCGGAUAAUGAUUAUAUCGUGAAUAGGGUCAAAAUGUACUUUAAGGAGCUCAGUACGACGUACGAGAUGUGCAGAUUAGGUAAACACGCCCCCAUCCGACAAUGGGACGGAAUUUGGCGCGUUGGAGCAAAAACAAACGUCAAAACCGACCAAAUUGACGAUUGGUUUGGAUUAAUGGGCAACAGUAAAACAGCUGAAACUCUCAAACUCUACGCUCAAGCAUGCCAAAAUCUACUUACUCCUUACCUGUGCAAAGUCCCUGGAGAUCGUACUUUACUCGAUCCUCCUGAUCCGCCGAGCAAAGAUCACAAAGAACGUCCCAUGCCGAGUCCAAUGCCUCCGCCUCACACUCCUGAACCCUCAGGUCAAAGCUCUUCAACAGGAACUUGCGACAAAGCGCCAAGUACCCCAAAAAGCGAACAAGAAGGCGAACGUGACACUUUGAACGCUUCAAAUCAAUCAACGCAUCAAGCUGAGCCCUUAAGUCAUCACGACACUGGAACAGGAAAUCCGCCGCAUAUCGUGAUUUAUCUCGUGGAACCUUUCACUUGCGGCUCAGAUUCGACUGAACUUCAACGAUUGGCUUGCUUGAGUUUGUUACGGUGUUACUCGAAUAUCCUUGCGUCGGUGCCUGAAUCAAUCAAAGCGAAUAUCAGUGUUCAAAUUAUAUCGCAAGAGAGCAUUAUUGAACUUGGGCGAUCACGAAGUCGGAUCAGAUUUAGUGAUCACAUGCGAUAUUUAGCCUUAAGUAUCUUCUCCCAGUCACGCCGCAUGAUGAUUCAUACGAACAACAUCAAAAGUCUCACGGGUUUCGGAACUGCUGCUGGCAUCGAAGACUUCCUCAAGCACAAAGAGGAGAAACAAAAAAUUCCCUACAAACUUUAUUCGCCGCCCUACAUCCUGUCGUCGCAACACGAACGUCUCCAGAAGACCGAAUCCUUCGGACAAGCGAGCAUCGAGCAACAAAGUUCCGUCAUGUAUUGCAAUUAUUGUCUCAGCGAAGACCAAUCGUGGCUUCUUGCCGUCGCGACAGACGAUCGCGGUGAACUUUUGGAAACAGCAACAAUCAACAUUGACAUCCCGAAUCGCACGAGAAGGAAAAAAGCUUCCGCACGACGAACUGGCUUGCAAAAAUUAAUGGAUUUCAUCUUGGGCGUCAUUUCGCAAAGCACAACGCCGUGGCAUCUGGUCAUCGGAAGAAUCGGUAGAAUUGGGCAUGGCGAGCUCAAGGGAUGGAGUUGGCUUCUGUCAAAGCAAAAUCUGGUCAAAGAAUCGAAACAACUGAAGGAUUUGUGUAAACAAUGCUCCUUGAUGUACCCGAAUGCAGUCCCGAGCAUCUUGAGUGCAUGUUUGAUAACUCUCGAACCUGAUUCCGCAUUGAGAAUUAUGCCCGAUCAAUUCACUCCAGACGAAAGAUUCAGUCAAAUUUCCAUGCAAAGUCCUCUUUCGACGCCGCAAGAUGUCACGUGUUCGCAUAUUUUGGUAUUUCCCAUCAGUGCGGUGGCUCAAUCCUACACAAAUGCCUUUAAGGAAACGCAGGAACCGGGAGUGCUCGAUGACGAUGAUCUCUUUGCGGGCAUUGAAGACGGCGGAGAUGAAGAUAUGGACAGUAUUAACAAUUUAGGUGAUAUUUUCGAUGGAUGGGGAGAUGCAAAUGAUCCAAUGCCUCAGUCAAGCCCAACGGGACAUGAUCGAAUAAUGGAUACAGGCCUUGAUGACAAUACGAAUAGGAUGAGUGUCGGCAUCGAUGGUUCCAGUUGCGGGCAAACGCGUAACGGAAUGGAAAGUGAAAAUGUUGGUCAAGUACUUCAACAACCCCUCGCCUUGGGCUAUUUAGUCUCUACCGCGCCCACGGGUCGCAUGCCAUCGUGGUUUUGGUCUUCGUGCCCGCACCUCGAGAACGUUUGUCCCGUGUUCCUACGUACUGCGCUGCACCUGCAUUGCUCCAACAUUCAGCUGAACAACGAGGAAGACUCGAUAAAUCCGCAGCCCUCUGCCACGGGACAUCCGCUCGAUUCGCCACUCACCGCAGACGUCCUUCGGUACAUCCUCGAAGGAUACAACGUCCUUUCGUGGCUUGCCCUCGACUCGAAUACGCAUGACAGACUCUCUUGUUUGCCGAUCCACGUGCAAGUUCUCAUGCAAUUGUACCACAUGAUUGCGGCGCUUGCUUAAAAAAAUAAUUGUUGAAAAUUUUCAAAAAACGUAAAAUGAGAAAAAGAAGAAGAAAAAUCUGUGAUAAUAGGAUAAAAAAAAUAUUGAACAUUAAAACACAUUAGCAAUUAAUUAAAAGAACAACUUAAAAAUUUAUAUUUAAAAAAUGACUAUGAUAUUUAAAUUAUAUAUUGCAAAAAAAAAUAUUUAAAAACCGUAGGAAAUUUUAAUUAAUUAAAAAUUACAUUAAUCGUAAAACAAAAAAAUAAAUACUAAAAAAUAAAAAUAAUCAUUAAAGACACAAACAAAAUAUUAAUAAUUAAAAAAAAAAUAAAGCAUACACAAUUUAUGCAUUAAUUAAUUAUAAUUAUUAAAAUAAUUAUAAAAAUAGCCCUAUAGGAGACAUUUUACUUAUAAGUAGUGAAUUGAUUAAAAAAAUGAUAUCCAAACUUACUAUUAAGUAAUUUUUAGGGCCCACUAAUUAUUGUCUAAGAUAAGGGUGUUAGUACAUUAUUAAACAAUUUAAAUAAUAAUGGUAAGAUUUGUAUAACUUUUAAGAAAAGAAAAAACCAUAAAACUAAUAUUAUUAUUAUUAUUAUAUAUUAAUUAUUAUUAUUAUUUAUAUACCAAAAUUUUUAUAGCAAAAAAAAUCCCGUCAUGUGUCUUGU
Culicoides brevitarsis is the source of this 8569-nucleotide messenger RNA. RefSeq names its product mediator of RNA polymerase II transcription subunit 13 (gene skd). Gene Ontology annotation, cellular component: mediator complex. Gene Ontology annotation, biological process: positive regulation of transcription by RNA polymerase II. Bases 1188 to 7922 code for a protein of 2244 amino acids. Gene Ontology annotation, molecular function: transcription coactivator activity. The transcript is spliced from 15 exons. The record is from RefSeq and is a predicted model, not a curated record. Lineage: Eukaryota; Metazoa; Arthropoda; Insecta; Diptera; Ceratopogonidae.